UUAGGUUGUAAGGCAUCAUAAGAAUUUUGAGCACGCACGGCCCCUCUCGCUUCGGUGAACUUAGGGUUUCCAAACUUUUCCACUAUUUCGCGAUUACCAAAACAGCAAUCGACAAUCGACAACACCGACGACCACCCACCGACGACCCCGAAUUCAGUCAAGAUGUAAGCCCAUGCUGUUGCUAUUAUUUUCGUUCCACUCAAUCGAUCAUUUAUGAUGGAUUUGAUGCUUUGCAAGCCAUUCCAAGCGAUACCGACAAUAUGACUUUAAAUACAUCCAAAAACAUCAGAAGCUGACUCAAUUUUGCACGAUAGGGUCAAUCUCACAACCCAGAAGCGCCUGGCGGCUUCCGUCGUCGGCUGCGGAAAGCGCAAGAUCUGGCUCGACCCCAACGAGACCAGCGAAAUCUCCAAUGCCAACUCCCGUCAAACCAUCCGCAAGCUCGUUUCCGAUGGACUCAUCAUCCGCAAACCAGUCACCAUGCACUCCCGCGCACGUGCUCGUGAGCUCACGGCUGCACGAAGAAUUGGUAGACACCGUGGUUUCGGUAAGAGAAAGGGUACCGCAGACGCCCGUAUGCCAAGGUACGACAUUCGCCACUCCAAUGAAAAACAUCGACAAAUCUACACAUUUGCAAGAUGAAAUAUGGGAGGGGAUUGUUAGGCUAAUAUUUGUUUAGCCAGGUUGUUUGGAUGCGCCGUCUUAGAGUCCUCAGACGUCUCUUGGUCAAGUACCGUGCCAGCGGCAAGAUCGACAAACACCUUUACCACGAACUUUACCACUUGAGCAAGGGUAACACCUUCAAGCACAAGCGUGCAUUGGUCGAACACGUAAGUAUCAUGUUAAUUCAUGUUUAUUUACAGAAAUUUUGAGACUGACAGAACACAACAGAUUCACAGAGCUAAGGCCGAGAAGGCACGUGAAAGACUCCUUAAGGAGGAGAUGGACGCCAAGCGUGCGAAGACCAAGGCCGCCCGCGAGAGAAAGGCAGAGAGAAACCAAGCCAAGAAGGCUGCCCAGUUCGGCGAGGAAGAGGAGACCGAGACAAAGUAAAGGGUUGGGCUUUUGUGGUGGUAGCAUUUGGAGUGUAUCUGGCAAGGUUUAUAAUACAGGCCAGUUGCUUUCGAUGUCAUCUGGCAUCCAGCAUUAUCGCACGGGCAAUGGUAUCAUGAUCUUUCACUCUCAAGAGUCUUUGGUGUUCAAUGGUUUUCUGCAAUUAAAACGUGUAAAGAUACCUCUUUUUCAUAUCAUGAUCACCUUGGUGAUAACUUCGAUUCAUCCAGCAUAAUGUCAUUCC
This is a messenger RNA of Sclerotinia trifoliorum, 1297 nucleotides long. The record is from the annotation of a GenBank genome assembly. Lineage: Eukaryota; Fungi; Ascomycota; Leotiomycetes; Helotiales; Sclerotiniaceae.